CCGACCCCAAAACUGCACACCCCGACCCCAGACCGCGCCUCCGCGGCACGGGGGGACCCUCGACGGAGCUCCCGCGAUGGCUGCGGAGGGACCCUGCGCCCCGGGAGCCGCCGGGCCGCUGCCGGCCCCGGCCGAGAGCGGCUGCUCGGACGAGUUCGCCCUCGACUGCACCUUCUCCGCCUGUGACCCCGAGCACACAGGGUCGGUGCUGCCGCAGCGGGUGGUCGAGUACGUGGCGGCGGUGACGGGGCACAGCGGGCACGAGGGGCGGCUGCGGGCGCUGCGGCGGGCGCUGGACCCCGCGGCCUCGGGGGCCGCGCUCGACCUGCCCCGGUUCCGCGCGGCCAUGGGCACCUGGAUCGCGGCGUGUCGGCAGGAUGGGAGUGCGUGGCUUGGCGAGGAGCAGGAGGACACGGAGAGCAGCGAGCCCAGACCGGCACUGGCCGAGGAGGACGGGCGUGCGGCCCUGGCAGCCGCCCAGCUCCAGGGUGGCAGCGGCGACAGGGACGUCACCAGCCCCGCCGAAGCCGCCGGGCUGCGCAGCCGUGCCAGGCAGCUGGCCGCCCACAACACGAAGCUGCAGCGGGACGCCGAGCUGGCCGAGGAGCUGAACGCCCGCCUGGCCGAGGAGACGGCUCAGCUCCAGGCUCAGCUGCGGAGCAGCCGGCAGGCGCUGGAGCAGGCCAGGGCGGCCGCCGAGGAGCUGGAGGACCUGAAGGCCGUGGCAAAGGGGCUGGAGGAGGAGAACGGCGAGCUCCGGCGGCAGGCGCGGCACAUGGAGAAGGAGCAGCGCAGCCUGUGCUUGCGGGCCGAGGGGCUCCAGGAGGAGAACCAGCGGCUGCUCGCCGAGGGCCAGGGGCUGCGGGAGCAGAUCCAGGCGCAGACGGCCCGCGUGGCAGACCUGGAGGAAUUGCGGCUGGAGACGAUGCAGCUGCGGCAGCAGCUGGGCCGGAUGAGGGACGCCUGGGCCAU
Molecule: messenger RNA, 972 nt
Organism: Corapipo altera (White-ruffed manakin)
Lineage: Eukaryota; Metazoa; Chordata; Aves; Passeriformes; Pipridae
Gene: KASH5
Product: coiled-coil domain containing 155
Exons: 10
Biological process (GO): chromosome localization to nuclear envelope involved in homologous chromosome segregation; telomere localization; spindle localization
Cellular component (GO): chromosome, telomeric region; lateral element; meiotic spindle pole
Molecular function (GO): dynein complex binding
Source: RefSeq, a predicted model, not a curated record